Fusarium proliferatum ET1 is the source of this 813-nucleotide messenger RNA. RefSeq lists its product as uncharacterized. The record is from RefSeq and is a predicted model, not a curated record. Bases 1 to 813 code for a protein of 270 amino acids. The transcript is spliced from 4 exons. NCBI's taxonomy places the organism in Eukaryota, Fungi, Ascomycota, Sordariomycetes, Hypocreales, Nectriaceae.
AUGAAGAAGCCAUCUCGACAUUCAGACGACUCUGGUCCGUCAAACUAUCAGAAGCUACCAUCUAUAGCAGAGAUUAUUCAAGCUGAUCAGUACCGCGCAAGUCAUAGCUUAGGUACUCCACCAGCGUCUCCAUCACCUGGUCCAUCAUUCAUCAAGGAAGAGGAGGAUCAUCCACCCCAGCCAACUCGUCCCCUGUCGAACUUACCUCAUCGAUUUCGUGAUUCAUCCACCGAGAUUUCACUUCCUCGCGCAGGCAGCCUUGAUUUUAAUCAUCCUGCACAAGCCCGACACCAGCACGUUUUGGACCGUUACCCCGAUAACCAGACGUAUAAAGAGGCGUUGGGUCAAAUCAUGUCACUUUCUCAUACUAUCUACAAUUUUGCUCAGGCCAACCAGAGCACUGCCUUGCAACAGAACACAAUACCUGUGAAUCCUGUCAGGCUCCCUCGAGAGCAGGAGGUCAGUGAUAUGUUUAGAUAUCUGGAAAGGACCAAGCAAUUAUUGCAGCAAGUCGGUCCACCACAAACAUCUCUGGGGCUUCAACUGCCCAUUCCCAUGACGACACCGAUGAAUGCGUCGGCAGGAGGUUCAAGGCCAGAUCUGCCCGUGGUUCUUUCAACACGAUGUUGUAAGUGUAGUAGAUUUAUUGCUCGCGCAUCGCGACAGCGAUCGCAUAGGGGACAGGUCUUGUGCCGAGAUUGUACUUCUUAUCAAACGAGGCAGGAUGCUAAGCGAAGCUCUCGACGUGAUCGGGGUACAGAGUCCUUUGUAUAUGAUAUUCAUUGUUGUAUUAAGAGAUUGUCAAUUAGUUAA